Molecule: messenger RNA, 1065 nt
Organism: Pungitius pungitius (ninespine stickleback)
Lineage: Eukaryota; Metazoa; Chordata; Actinopteri; Perciformes; Gasterosteidae
Product: germ cell-specific gene 1-like protein
Exons: 5
Coding region: 169-1065 (298 amino acids)
Cellular component (GO): plasma membrane
Source: RefSeq, a predicted model, not a curated record
CAGUGACACGCGGCUGAUCUCAAUGUUGUUCGGACUGCAUCCGUCCACGGAGACGUCCGGUCCUCUGUGGAGCGCCUAACGGGACCCGCGCGCGCGCGCCUUCUCCACUUGACUCGCACCCAUGAACUUUUCGGUCCCCCGCGCGCCGCCCCCUUCCCCCUGCGGAGAAUGAAGACCACUCGCAAGUGCCGGAGCCUGUGGUCCGUCGGCUUGAACCUCCUCGCCCUCUUCUUCUCAAUCACCGCGUUCGCGACGACCUACUGGUGCGUGGGGACGCAGAGGGUCCCGAAGCCCAAGUGCAGCAAGCUGCGGACCCACCAGUGCAUCGACUACGGCGUGAACGAGACGGACCCCAACAAGGUGGUCUACAGCUGGGAGACCGGGGACGACCGCUUCCUGUUCCGCCAGUUCCACACCGGCAUCUGGCUGUCGUGCGCGGAGAACAUCCACGAUGAAAGCGAGAUGUGCAGAAGCUUCAUCGACUUGGCCCCACCCUCAGAGAAAGGGAUGCUGUGGCUGUCGCUGGUUUCCGAGUUGCUGUACAUUGUUCUGCUGGUGGUGGGCUUCAGCCUCAUGUGUUUGGACCUGGUCCGCUCUAGCAACGUCAUCGACGGACUUAAGCUCAACGCCUUCGCCGCUGUCUUCACCGUGCUCUCUGGUCUUCUGGGCAUGGUGGCUCAUGUGAUGUACACGCAGGUCUUCCAGGUCACGGUCAGCCUCGGCCCGCCUGAUUGGAGGCCCUACAACUGGGACUACGGCUGGUCCUUCUGCAUGGCCUGGGCCUCCUUCACCUGCUGCAUGGGCGCAUCGGUCACCACACUCAACUCCUACACGAAGACCGUCAUCGAGUUCAGGCACAAACGCAAGACCUUCGAACAAAGCAUACGCGAGGAGCGCGCACGAGAGGCUUUCGGACAUUUCCGGGAAUGUUCAUUGCACUCUAUCUCCAAAUCUGUGGAGGUUUACUCCAGCCAGACCCCGAAGAGUGGCAGGAAAACUCCCAUACCAGCUGACUCUCUGGAUCUGAGUGACAUUGCAGCAUCUUUGGGGGAGGAGCAGUGCUGA